This is a messenger RNA of Capsicum annuum, 2317 nucleotides long. RefSeq names its product O-fucosyltransferase 16. The transcript is spliced from 10 exons. The record is from RefSeq and is a predicted model, not a curated record. NCBI's taxonomy places the organism in Eukaryota, Viridiplantae, Streptophyta, Magnoliopsida, Solanales, Solanaceae. Bases 177 to 1913 code for a protein of 578 amino acids.
AAAAAGAGAAAAAGAGCAAAACAUUUCCCACAAUGAAAUCCUUGUCGUUAUGGCCUAUGGGUCCUCUAAACUAAAAUCCCCAAAAUUCCUCUCUUUAAAACACUAAAACAAAUCUGAAAUUCCCAUAAUACCCCUAAACCCUCCACCGCCGUCUUCCUCCGCAUCACCGCCGCCGUAUGGCUCUCCCACGGCGGCGCCACCACCAUCACCACCACCAUCACCAUCACAACCGUGUACGGUGUCUUCUCCCCGCAAUUUUCUCUAUUUCCACCGUUCUCCUCUUCUUCUUCUUCCUAUCGUUCCUCGCUCCGUCUCCUGAAGAUUCCUCGAGUAACAAAGGCGGAGAAAGUGAGAUUAGACUUCCUCAAUCUCGUAUUCAGAUCAGUGCUGGAGGAGUUCAUAAUCGUGAGCUUUGGAGUUAUAGAAAUUCGAAGUUUUUCUAUGGAUGCAGUAAUGCCAGCAGUAAAUUUGCAAAGGCCAAAGCUAUCACACAUCCAAAUCGGUACUUGUUGAUUGUAACCAGUGGAGGUCUUAACCAACAGAGAACUGGGAUAACUGAUGCUGUUGUUGCUGCUCGCAUUUUAAAUGCUACUCUUGUUGUUCCAAAGUUGGACAAGACGUCUUUCUGGAAAGAUUCUAGUGACUUCUCUGAUAUAUUUGAUGUUGAUUGGUUUAUAAAACAUCUAACGCCAGAUGUUACAAUUAUAGAAGACCUUCCACUUAGAAGACGGCAGAUAUGGACGCCACAUAGAAUGCGUGUUCCUAGAAAGUGCAAUGAAAGAUGCUAUAUAAAUCGUGUAUUGCCUGUACUCAUGAAAAAACAUGCUAUACAGAUCACCAAGUUUGACUAUCGACUUGCAAAUAAGCUGGAUACAGAUUUGCAAAAGCUUAGAUGCAGAGUCAAUUAUCAUGCCCUGAAGUUUGCUGACCAUAUACUCAAAAUGGGUGAGAAAUUGGUCCAGCGAAUGAGGUCGAGCAGCAAGCAUUAUAUUGCCCUUCACCUAAGGUUUGAACCUGAUAUGCUUGCAUUCUCUGGAUGCUAUUACGGUGGAGGGGACAAGGAGAGGACAGAACUGGGAAAGAUACGCCGGAGGUGGAAAACUUUACAUAAUGGCAACCCGGAAAAGGCAAGGAGGCAAGGAAGGUGCCCUCUUACUCCUGAAGAAGUUGGUUUGAUGCUAAGAGCGCUUGGAUAUGGAAAAGAUGUUCAUAUUUACGUAGCAUCUGGUGAAGUGUAUGGAGGUGAAGAAACAUUGGCUCCGUUAAAGGCCCUCUUUCCAAAUUUUUACUCCAAGGAUACUAUUGCCAGCAAGGAAGAGUUAGAACCAUUUUCUUCAUUUUCUUCUAGAAUGGCUGCUCUUGACUUUAUAGUUUGUGAUGAAAGUGAUGUGUUUGUCACUAAUAACAAUGGAAACAUGGCAAAAAUUUUAGCAGGACGAAGGAGAUAUUUUGGUCAUAAACCUACCAUUCGCCCAAAUGCUAAGAAACUAAACCAUGUGUUCUUAAAUAGAAAUAACAUGACAAUAGGGGAAUUUUCUUCUAGAGUUCAUAUAUUUCAAAGAGGAUUCAUGGGGAAGCCUAAGGAAGUGAGGCCAGGGAGGGGUGAGUUUCACGAAAAUCCAUCAACAUGUAUUUGCGAGGAUUCUGAGGCUGAAAAGAAAAUAGACUGGGGUCGUCGAAAAAUUGGUAAAGGCAGUGUAACCAAGAAGAAAGACGGUGAUGAUAUGAAGAAUGAUACUGAGACAGUUCAUGAUGAAAAUAUAGACUAUGAGCCAGAAAUGACUGAUCCUGAGGAUGAAGAUGAUGAGGAUAGCCCUCCCGGCAAAGUUGAAGUUUUGUCCAAUGGAACAAGUAUCGACUAUGACACUUUCAUGUCUGAGGAUACUGAGUUGGACGAGUUGCUUUCAGAUUGAGGAAAGAUCAAAGAUUGGCUUUCGAGAGGUUUUGCCUGUAUAUAAGCCAGCCACCUUCCAAGAAAGAGCUCUUCGGCCGUCUUGUUCAAUUUUGAAUGCCUUUUUGGUCUGAACUGAUUUUCUGGCCGACGCCUUGAUGACACAGUAACGCGGAUCGACUUCUCCUUAAGAUAUUCUGUUAAGAGUUAUUGGAAUGAGCAUAAAGUUAUAGUAGCUUUGGAGGCCUCAGAUCCACAAUGCUUGAUCCCGUGAAGUAUAGCUUCUAAGAUGGAGCUCCCCGAGAGAGAUUUUUUAUUUUUUAACCGGUAUAGCGUUCAAACAUUUUGUAUACAGAGACGAGGAAAAAAACAAGGAACAAUUCCAAUUCUAAAAGGAAUUAAAUGUAAUGUGACAUUUUUUAUUAA